Tripterygium wilfordii is the source of this 1139-nucleotide messenger RNA. RefSeq names its product NDR1/HIN1-like protein 26. The transcript has a single exon. Bases 190 to 864 code for a protein of 224 amino acids. The record is from RefSeq and is a predicted model, not a curated record. Lineage: Eukaryota; Viridiplantae; Streptophyta; Magnoliopsida; Celastrales; Celastraceae. Gene Ontology annotation, biological process: defense response to other organism.
GGUUUCUGAUCCCAAUCAUAUUUUACGUGCAAAUAUGAGCAAGCUAGAGAAUCAGCUUCAACAAAAAACCAACGAGCAUAUUCUUUUCUUUCUCCCACCCAACUCAAAGCUCCCAUUCUUCUUCCUACAUAAGCAAUGAACCAGUUCUUCUGUUCAUCACGAGUCUGCUGAAACCCUCCACACAAGAAAAUGCACAAUUCAGACAGGUUACCAGUUCAUUACACUCAACAGGAGCCCCGGCCGAUCCAACGCCACCACACAGCCCGCUACUACGCCCACCGUGUCCGGGAAAGCCUCACAACCCGGGUAUCGAAGACCAUAUGCUCCAUUCUCUUGUCCCUUCUAUUAAUUUUUGGUAUUGUGACAUUUAUUUUAUGGCUUAGUCUGCGUCCGCAUAGGCCCCGGUUUCAUAUCCAUGAGUUUUCGGUUCCGGGUCUGGAUCAACCAACUGGGUUCGAGAAUGCCAGAAUAACAUUCAAUGUUACGGUCCGGAACUCGAACCAACAUAUAGGAAUUUACUAUGAUUCCAUGGCUGGGUCGAUUUAUUACAAGGACCAGAUGAUUGGGUCAACUCCGUUAUUGGACCCGUUUUAUCAGGAGCCGAAGAAUACUGUUGUCGUGUACAAGGAGAUGAGUGGGGCCACUUUGACGGUCAACAGUCAGCGUUGGACAGAAUUCUUGAAUGAUCGUGGUCAAGGAUCGGUGAUGUUUCGAUUGGAUAUAACGUCGACCAUUCGAUUCAAGGUGUCCACGUGGGACAGUAAGCACCAUCGGAUGCAUGCCAACUGUGAUCUUGCAGUGGGCCCGGAUGGCAAUAUCUUGCCAACUUCUAAAGACAAGAGAUGCCCAGUCUAUUUCACUUGACCUCUGCAUCAUAUUCUUUGGACAAGAUGUACUUAGACAGCUAGUAUGAAGGGGCUAAUCUUUUUGUUCAUUGAUCUUCGAAUAUUAACUUUACUUUUCUGUAAAGGAAGCUAUUGUCCUUGCUUUUGGUUCACUACUUUCUCUCUGUUUCUGGGUUUUUCAAGUUGUAAUAGUGUUAUGCAUGACCUCUGUUGUAAUAUGGCCAAGUUUGAGGCCGAAGAUCCUUGUGUAAAAGGUGACUAAUGCUUAUGCUCCAGCUUUAGACAUCUCAAUGA